AUGUCUAUCAUCAAAGUCGCAGUUGCUACAAACUCGCUUGGAAAGUCAGCCGCCGGGCAUACAAUCCAUCGCAAACUACAAGCCGCCAAAACACACGGAUUUGACGGUCUCGAAGUGGCCUUUGAAUGUCUCGAGGCUCAGGCCGCAACGUAUACCUCAUUGCCAUCAAGAAAGGAGCGCCUUCUCGCAGCUGCCGAAGACAUUUACAAAGCAGCGAAAUCGUUAGGUCUUGAACUGAUCGCCUUGAAUCCGUUCGGGGCGUAUGAUGGUCUCAAAGAUCCUCAUGAUGUAGGCAUCCGAUUACAGGAAGCAGAGCUCUGGUGCCAGCUUUGUCAGGUUAUGCACAUCGAUAUUUUGCAGAUAUGCACAGCACUCUAUGGAAUUGACGAAUCCAAAAUUACCGAUGACCCAACAGUCAUCGCGAAGAAUAUGCGCACAUUGGGUUGCCUAGCGCAGCGCUAUAGCCUCCGGGUGGCUUACGAAGCCCCCUCUUGGGGUAUCCACAGCAACACCUGGCAACAGGUCCAGAAGAUCAUUGAUCUCGUCGACAUGCCGAAUGUUGGCCACUGUCUAGACACGUUUCAUAUUGCAUCCAAAGAAGCCGGGGAUCCUUUUAGCUCCCUAUCUCCAAUUCGGAAUGAUGGAUACCGAAAUCUUCAGGGUAGUCUCGAUGAGCUAAAAUGCAUUGUUAAACCAGAGAACAUUGUUUAUUUCCAACUGAGCGACGCGACCGUGGCUGAUCCAGAUCAGGAAGGAUAUCCCCGCCGGGAUAUGAACCAGCCACCGUUCAUGACACAGUCCCGUAAUUGCCGGAUUUAUCCAUGCGAAGAGGAUCGCGGAGGUUGCCUUCCCGUUGUCGAUGUUGCCAAAGCUGUAUUCGAUCUGGGAUACCGCGGAUGGGUCUCAAUGGAGGUAUUUCAUAUCGACAUGUGGGAAAGCGGAGCUCGUGAGUUAAAUCCAUGA
Penicillium cosmopolitanum is the source of this 963-nucleotide messenger RNA. RefSeq names its product sugar phosphate isomerase/epimerase family protein. The coding region runs from base 1 to 963 and encodes 320 amino acids. Lineage: Eukaryota; Fungi; Ascomycota; Eurotiomycetes; Eurotiales; Aspergillaceae. The transcript is spliced from 2 exons. The record is from RefSeq and is a predicted model, not a curated record.